Messenger RNA from Scatophagus argus, 2053 nucleotides. RefSeq names its product BLK proto-oncogene, Src family tyrosine kinase (gene blk). Gene Ontology annotation, molecular function: non-membrane spanning protein tyrosine kinase activity; signaling receptor binding; ATP binding. Gene Ontology annotation, cellular component: extrinsic component of cytoplasmic side of plasma membrane. Lineage: Eukaryota; Metazoa; Chordata; Actinopteri; Scatophagidae. The record is from RefSeq and is a predicted model, not a curated record. Gene Ontology annotation, biological process: protein phosphorylation; innate immune response; cell differentiation. Bases 205 to 1659 code for a protein of 484 amino acids. The transcript has 14 exons.
CAAAAUAAGAGUGAGAGUGACACACUGACAAACAGUUGGUUGUCAAUAAGGAAACUGCAGACAUUUUGCAUCUGAAACACUUUGAAAGACACAAGCUGUGGGACAAGUUCAAGCAACGGGCAUGAACUCACAGACUCCAAGGCCCUGCAGUGGGAGGAGUGGAGACUGAAAACGGCUUCAGUGAAGCUCAUCUGCAUUAUCAGGAUGGGCUGCACUUGCAGUGACCAGAAACAAAUAAAAGACGACAAUUUCUACAAAGGAAAACACAACUCGCCAAAUCACAUUGCACGAAGUGGAAACACCUAUUCGGAUAACGAUGACAUCGUAUUUGUGGCGCAACAUGACUUCAAAGCAACCAAUGACAGUGAGAUAUCUUUCAAAAAGGGAGAUAAACUUAAGGUUUUACAAGAAAACGGAGAAUGGUGGCUGGCUAAAUUGUUGGUGAGUGGACAGGAGGGCUUCAUACCAUGUAAUUAUGUGGCCAGGGCAGAUACACUGGACAUCGAAAAAUGGUUUUUCAAGGACAUCAGCAGGAGAGAGACUGAACGACUGCUUUUAGCACCUGGAAAUAAACCAGGUGCCUUUCUGGUCCGAGAGAGUGAGACCUGUCAAGGAUCCUUCUCAUUGUCAGUCAGAGAUUAUGCACCAGAUCAAGGAGAUGUGGUAAAACACUACAAGAUCCGCUGUCUGGACAAAGGUGGCUUCUAUAUCUCCCCCUCCAACUCAUUCCCAACCCUACAGGAACUGGUUAAAUACUACAGUCGAACAGCGGACGGUUUGUGCCAGCGGCUGUAUGCCCCUUGUAAGUCGAAGGCACCCCAGCAGCCGUGGGCACAAGACGAAUGGGAGAUUCCAAGAGAGACCUUGAAGAUGGUGAAGAAACUGGGGGCCGGGCAGUUUGGGGAAGUGUGGAUGGGUUACUAUAAGAACUCCCAGAAGGUUGCUAUAAAGACCUUAAAGGAGGGAACAAUGGAGCCUGAGGCCUUCCUCCAGGAGGCCAACCUGAUGAAGCAGCUGCAGCAUGAACGACUGGUGCGCCUCCAUGCUGUGGUCACGAAGGAGCCCAUUCUUAUUGUAACCGAGUUCAUGGUCAAUGGAUGUCUUCUGGACUUUCUAAAAACAGACGAAGGAAAAAAGCUGAAGAUAAAUAAACUGAUAGACAUGGCAGCACAGAUAGCUGAAGGCAUGGCGUACAUCGAGAGGAAGAACUACAUCCACCGAGACGUGCGUGCAGCCAACAUUCUAGUCAGUGAAACCCUGCACUGCAAGAUAGCAGACUUUGGCCUGGCGAGGAUCAUCGAGUCGGAGUACACAGCUCAAGAAGGUGCUAAAUUUCCCAUUAAAUGGACGGCUCCAGAGGCCAUCAAUUUUGGCACAUUCAGCAUCAAAUCGGACGUAUGGUCCUACGGGAUCCUCCUCACAGAGAUCGUCACCUAUGGAAGAAUACCCUACCCAGGAAUGACCAACCCCGAGGUGAUCAGGAGCUUGGACAGGUCGUACAGGAUGCCACAGCCUGAAGGCUGCCCUGAGGAACUCUAUGACAUUAUGAUGAUGUGCUGGAGGCAGAGGCCUGACGACCGGCCAACUUUUGAAUUUCUGCAGAACACUUUGAAUGAUUUCUUUAUCGCCACAGAAGGACAAUAUGAGAUGCAGCCAUGAUUAAAGGAAAAGGAAAUGUUUCCUCUAGGUAACCCGAAGACAACAAAAAGCCAUUAAGCAAGAUGUGAGACUAAGGAAAGGAUCGAAGAGGAACACCUUUUUUUGUUUGUUUUUUUUUUUACAACUGCUACAGUUAAUUUUUUUAAAACGUUUCAAAACAGGCACAUUUUUAACAACUUCCUUCUGAAUGAAUGUAAAAGCUAGUUAAUAGCUUCUUCUGUCUCUAGCAGCUAAGCUAAGAGCGGCUGAAACCAUGUUAAUAUCAGAAAGGAAACAACUUCAAUGCAAAGUUUUAUUAUCCUGACUGUUCUCCUGUUAUUGAUGGAAUAUGGAAAUACGAGGGAUAUGAAAAUAGAAAUACAGUACAUGUAUGAUGUAAAAAAAAAAAGAGAAA